AUGGGCAGCAAGGAGCCCAUAGAGCUGAGGGCUGUGACCGCCUCUGAAGCAGAGGGCCACAGAAACACUGCCUUCCAGAAUGAAGAAGGCAUUCAUGAAAAUCAGAACACAUCAGGAAACAACUCCGUAAGGAAUAGAGUUGUGCAAAACAGAGAACAUAUAAAUUCCAAACAGGGUGAAGAGCAGGUCACCAUUGAGCAGGAUUCUCUAAAAGGCGAAGAAGAUGAGGAGGAGGAUCAAGUAAUUCGUCCAAAAGGGUGUCUGGCAAGGAAGUAUGCUACAGUUUGUGAUUUUUGUAGAAAACAUAGAACCACCAUUCGGUAUAUCAUCUGGGGCAUCUUAUUAGCAGGCUUCCUGGCCAUGGUGAUUGCAGCCUGUGUGCUGAAUUUUCACAGAGCCCUUCCUCUCUUUGUGAUCACUGUGGCUGUUAUCUUCUUUGUGAUCUGGGAUUACUUUAUGGCCAAAUAUGAACAUCAAAUUGAUGAGUUCCUGUCUCCUGGCAGAAGACUUCUGGACAGCCAUUGGUUCUGGCUGAAGUGGGUGAUUUGGAGCUUGCUGAUCCUGGCGGUUAUUUUCUGGCUGAUCUUUGACACUGCCAAACUGGGCCAGCAGCAGCUGGUGUCCUUCGGGGGGCUCAUCAUGUACAUUAUCCUGCUAUUUCUAUUUUCCAAAUACCCAACCAAAGUUUACUGGAGGCCUGUCUUUUGGGGAAUUGGGUUACAGUUUCUACUUGGGCUCAUAAUACUAAGGACUGAGCCUGGAUUUAUAGCCUUUGAUUGGUUGGGCAAACAAGUUCAGACGUUCUUGGAAUACACGAAUGCCGGUGCUUCAUUUGUCUUUGGUGAGAAAUACACAGACCACUUCUUUGCAUUCAAGAUCCUGCCCAUCGUGAUUUUCUUCAGCACUGUGAUGUCCAUGCUCUACUACCUCGGGCUGAUGCAGUGGAUCAUUAGAAAGGUUGGAUGGAUCAUGCUAGUUACUAUGGGAUCAUCUCCUAUUGAAUCUGUCGUUGCUGCUGGCAAUAUAUUUGUCGGACAGUCAGAGUCCCCACUGCUGGUCCGACCUUACUUACCAUACAUCACCAAAUCCGAACUCCACGCAAUUAUGACCGCUGGGUUCGCUACCAUUGCCGGAAGUGUUUUGGGUGCAUACAUUUCUUUCGGGGUUUCAUCCACCCACUUGCUGACGGCUUCAGUUAUGUCAGCACCUGCAUCACUGGCUGUUGCUAAACUCUUUUGGCCUGAGACAGAAACACCUAAAAUAACCCUCAAGAAUGCCAUGAAAAUGGAAAGUGGUGAUUCAAGGAAUCUCCUAGAAGCUGCAUCACAGGGAGCCUCAUCAUCCAUCUCCCUGGUGGCAAACAUUGCUGUGAAUCUGAUUGCCUUCAUAGCCCUGUUGUCUUUUAUGAACGCAGCGCUGUCCUGGUUCGGAAACAUGCUUGACUACCCACAACUAAGUUUUGAGAUAAUAUGCUCCUACAUCUUCAUGCCCUUCUCCUUCAUGAUGGGAGUGGACUGGCAGGACAGCUUUAUGGUUGCCAAACUCUUAGGUUAUAAGACAUUCUUUAAUGAAUUUGUGGCUUAUGAACAGCUCUCAAAAUUGAUCAAUUUAAGGAAAAAGGAUGGACCCAAAUUUGUGAAUGGUGUGCAGCAAUAUAUGUCGAUUCGUUCGGAGACCAUUGCCACUUACGCUCUCUGUGGUUUUGCCAAUAUUGGUUCCCUAGGAAUAGUGAUUGGUGCACUCACAUCCAUGGCUCCUUCCAGAAAGCGUGACAUCACCUCAGUGGCAAUGAGAGCUUUGAUUUCAGGGACCAUCGCUUGUUUCAUGACAGCCUGUGUCGCAGGCAUUCUCUCUGGCACUCCUGUAGACAUCAACUGUUACCACAUUUUAGAGAAUGUCUUCAACUCCAGUUUACCCAGAAACACUACUGAUGUGGUAUCUUGUUGCCAGAGUGUAAUAAGCAGCACUGUUGUCAACAGUCCCAGCAAGGUCAUCCCAGGAGGAAACCACAGCCUGUAUUCUCUGAAGAAUUGCUGUCAAUUGUUGAAUCCAUCAUCAUUGAACUGCAGUUGGAUCCCUAAUGCAUUCUGA
Pipistrellus nathusii (Nathusius's pipistrelle) is the source of this 2091-nucleotide messenger RNA. NCBI's taxonomy places the organism in Eukaryota, Metazoa, Chordata, Mammalia, Chiroptera, Vespertilionidae. The record is from the annotation of a GenBank genome assembly.